AUGGAAUAUGAAGAGGAUGAUGAUGUUUCCUUUGCAAAAUGGAUGAGCAGCUUCUGGGGUCACAACUUGAUCAGUGAGAAUGAGAAAGAGACUAGAGGCCACAAGAAACGUCAGACACGACUCUUAAGUGAAAGAAGAGCCUCCCUGCCGGCCAGUCUUUCCUCCCUCCAAACAACACGACUUCAUGCUUCUACCAAAGGUUCAUCUUCAGGCCAUCUCAAGAGCUCCAAGGAAUUUCAAGAAGACCAAAAUUUCAAAUGCCACUGCCACAGGAAGGGAAGCAGAACACCUUCAUCAGACAGCUCAUGCCCAGAGACAAGAUCCAACUCCAUCCAGGAGACAAGAUCCAACUCCAUCCAGGAAUUUGCAGAGUCCUUUGAAAAGCAAUUGCUUCUUAAAAGCAAACGCUCAGUUUCUUUGCAACCUGAAGACAUGAAGGAGAGAAGAGAGAGAUUGCAUUUAAGAAAAAGCAAGUCUGACAAGAAAAUGGGAGAGAAAUCAGAGCCAAGGAGAGAGCACAAAGAAGAUGAAGUUUUAGAAGUUGUACCUGCUGAACACAACGAACAAUUUCCAUCACAAGCAAGCACCGAGGAAAGAUAUUUAUGCACAGGCAACUAG
This is a messenger RNA of Calypte anna (Anna's hummingbird), 618 nucleotides long. It is a transcript of the gene LNP1, whose product is annotated as leukemia NUP98 fusion partner 1. Bases 1 to 618 code for a protein of 205 amino acids. Lineage: Eukaryota; Metazoa; Chordata; Aves; Apodiformes; Trochilidae. The transcript has 3 exons. The record is from RefSeq and is a predicted model, not a curated record.